This is a messenger RNA of Chelmon rostratus (copperband butterflyfish), 5152 nucleotides long. It is a transcript of the gene prkaa2, whose product is annotated as protein kinase, AMP-activated, alpha 2 catalytic subunit. The transcript is spliced from 10 exons. Gene Ontology annotation, cellular component: cytoplasm. NCBI's taxonomy places the organism in Eukaryota, Metazoa, Chordata, Actinopteri, Chaetodontiformes, Chaetodontidae. Gene Ontology annotation, molecular function: ATP binding; protein serine/threonine kinase activity. Bases 1 to 1674 code for a protein of 557 amino acids. Gene Ontology annotation, biological process: protein phosphorylation; intracellular signal transduction. The record is from RefSeq and is a predicted model, not a curated record.
AUGGCAGAGCGGCAACAACAGAAACACGAAGGCAGGGUAAAGAUCGGCCAUUACAUCCUCGGCGACACGCUCGGAGUGGGAACAUUCGGGAAAGUGAAGAUUGGCGAGCAUCAGCUGACAGGCCAUAAAGUGGCUGUGAAGAUCCUAAACCGGCAGAAGAUCCGCAGCCUCGAUGUCGUCGGGAAGAUCAAACGGGAGAUCCAGAAUCUCAAACUGUUCAGACACCCACACAUCAUCAAGCUGUACCAGGUGAUAAGUACACCCACAGAUUUCUUCAUGGUCAUGGAGUACGUGUCUGGAGGUGAGCUGUUUGACUACAUCUGCAAACAUGGACGGGUGGAGGACACAGAAGCUCGCCGUCUUUUCCAGCAGAUCAUCUCAGCUGUUGACUACUGCCACAGGCACAUGGUGGUCCACAGAGACCUCAAACCGGAGAACGUACUGCUGGAUGCCAGCAAGAACGCCAAGAUAGCUGACUUUGGUCUGUCAAACAUGAUGUCAGAUGGGGAGUUUCUGCGGACGAGCUGUGGCUCACCUAACUACGCUGCUCCCGAGGUCAUCUCAGGAAGGCUCUAUGCAGGCCCAGAGGUGGACAUCUGGAGCUGUGGGGUGAUCCUGUACGCCCUGCUGUGCGGCACUCUGCCCUUUGAUGAUGAGCAUGUCCCCACGCUGUUCAAGAAGAUCAGGGGAGGCGUCUUCUACAUCCCAGAGUACCUGACUCGCUCUGUGGCCUCGCUGCUCAUGCUCAUGCUGCAGGUUGACCCUCUAAAGAGAGCCACCAUCAAAGACAUCAGGGAACACGAGUGGUUUAAGCAGGACCUGCCAGGCUACCUGUUCCCUGAGGACCCCUCGUACGAUGCUACAGUCCUGGAUGAGGAGGCCGUGAGGGAAGUGUGUGACAAGUUUGAAUGCACUGAGUCCGAGGUUGUGUCCAGCCUUUACAGCGGGAAUCCACAGGAUCAACUAGCAGUAGCCUACCACCUUAUAAUAGACAACCGGCGCAUCAUGACCCAGGCCAGCGAGUUCUACUUGGCGUCCAGUCCUCCCCAGGGCUCCUUCAUUGAAGAAGGAAUGCCGCUGCCCCCCGGGGUCAAACCCCACCCAGAGAGGAUGCCUCCGCUCCUGGCCGACAGCCCCAAGUCUCGUUGUCCUCUGGAUGCUCUCAACACCACCCGACCCAAACCUCUGGCAGUGAAGAAGGCUAAGUGGCACCUCGGCAUCAGGAGUCAGAGCAGACCCUAUGAUAUCAUGGCUGAAGUGUACAGGGCUAUGAGGCAACUCAGCUUUGACUGGAAGGUGGUGAACCCAUAUCAUCUGCGAGUACGGAGGAAGAAUCCAGUGACGGGAAACCUGGUGAAAAUGAGCCUGCAGCUAUACCAGGUGGACAACAGAUCGUACCUCCUUGACUUCAAGAGCAUCGAUGAUGACAUCAUCGAGGCGGUGGGCUUUAAAUCGGGUUCGUCCACUCCUCAGAGGUCGGGCUCCACGGCCGGUCUCCACAGACCCAGACUGAGCAUCGACUCGGCAAGCCCAGCGAUUGAUCUGCCCCAGCUCAGCUCCUCUCUGCCGGGGUCUCUGUCCGGUAGCUCCCCCCAGCUCACCCCACGUCAAGGAUCGCACACCAUGGACUUCUUUGAAAUGUGUGCCAGUCUGAUCACCACGCUGGCACGCUGAGACCUGUUGACCUCCUAACCCUCGCUGUGACCUGGAUGUCAGUGGGGAGUUUUAAGCCAAUUGCUGAUCUGGGAUGUGGGGAGUGUAGAUGUUUGGAGUGACUUCCUCUUUCUGUCUCCUCUCUAUCUCUGUUCCAGUUUUAUUGCACUGGAAGGGUGAAUGGAAAUGUGAGCAAUGCCUGUCACCUCAGAUUAAGGAGACAUAGAGAGGAAGAAAGGCAGAUUAAUAGCUUCUUUUUUUCUUCUUUUGACACAGUCCUCGGGUCAGAGUUGUCCCGUUUAAACAUCAGGCCACAGCUUGUGAAAACUGAUCCUGGGACGGGAAUCUGAACUAGUGGAGGCCAGUAAAGGUCAAGUUCACCGUCACUCCUCCCACAAAUACCUUCAAUCUAUUACCAACUGCUGAAAAGUCAUCACCCACCAUAACACUUAAUGGCGGGAUGUCCUGCUGAGUUUUCCCCAGACACUGAUCAGAGGUCAGUUUUGCUUCUUCUCUUAUGCUUUUGUUUAAGGCGCAGGUUGUUAAAACUGACAGUAAAUCUAUGUCUGCGGGAACAUUGACACAAGUAAAAUUUGAUUUCAGGUUUUAUAUGGUUUGUAAAGAAACAGCUUUUGUUAUUCAUGUAUAUUAUAUUUAUAUUACAAUCAUAUUAUGUAGCUGAAAAGGUUGACAAAGGUAUACCAAAUAACAGACUUUAUACACCUUAAAGAAGAUAAUUAUUAUUUAGAUACCAGAACCAUAUUUAUUUUUGAAAGAUUGUUUUGUAGGCGCUGUAGUUAUAUUAUUUAAGCACAGCAUCAACAUAGUUUUAUCCUGAUUUUGAGUAGUGUAGAAGAUUAAUGAGCCUAGAAAGACAGCAGGAUAGUAGGAGGAUAACACUCUGCAUGGAUCUGACUGUGUCCUGCAUUUAGUGUUGAAGCACCGAUGCACACCGUCUCACAUGAGCUUUCAUGAUCACCCUAUGACCUGACAGAAGUGGACUGUCUCGAUGCAUUUCAAAGAUGCUGUACAUAUGUUUUUUUUACCAUUGUUACACAUUCAGUAACUGUCACAAAUAUGCAACACACAGACUCCUUGACAUAGUUGAGUAACUGUUAAUGUGCUGUACACAUGUACAUCACACAUGCAUGUACAGAACAUGAUUUAAAAAAAAACAAACACGCCGCUUAUAUCUGAAAAAAGACAUACGCCUUGUGCUGUUUGUAAUGGAGUUUGUGGGGAUUUUUAGGGCUACCUAAAAAUUAAGUAAUUAACUAUUUUCAUUGUUAAAAUGUGAAUAAACAGCAAAUGUCUAGCAGAAAUUGGUGCCCAAUCCUUAACGUGAGGUCUUCAGUUUGAUUUUCUCCGACCAACCGUACCAUAACCCACAUAUAAUACUGAGCAAAACUCAAGCAAAUCAAAAUUUACCUGAUAAAUUAAAUCUACAUUACUACCAAUCGUAGUAGCAGUAAAUGUAAGCAGCCCUGUAUCCACGAUGAGAAGUGAAACACGAUAAUGGCAGAUUCAUGUGAGACGGUGUGUGUGUGUGUGUUUGUGCUGCAGGACACUAUAAGCCACAGAAACCUUUUCUCCAGUUGCCUUAAAGAAUGCAACACAGUAAUUUCUUUGCAUAUGUUCAAGGAGAGUGCGUGCAUGAGCCAGUGUGUGUAACGGAGAUGAGAUGUCACGUGACUGCCAUGUUUUCCUUCCGAAUUGACAGAUCUUUGCGGUGGUUUGUGAGAUUGUUGGGACAAAGGUCAAAACAUGAUGUGUUGGUGUCUUGGAGCUGCUGUCUCUCUGUGUGUGUGUAUCUCCUGUUUAGUCUUUGUCGUCUGUUUAGUCUGCACUUCUAAACUGUUUGCAGAUUUACUGUUUUGUUGUGUCACACUCUUGUGUGGAUACUUUACUGUACCUGUUGUUCCUGGUCCUACGUUUUCAUGAGUGGCGUUCUUAUUUUUCUAAACGUUCUGCAUUGUCCUGUCAGAUCGUACCAGAGGUGGGCUGUCAGACAUUAUUGUGUGGAAAUCUUUUCUGACUGAAUGUGAAGUGAAAGCUGGUGCUGCUUAGACGAAUCCUCCCGUCUGUCUUUCUCACCCUGACUGUUUGUUUCUGGUUUUUAACGCAGUGUUGUUUAGAUGGUGAGCGCUGGACUGUUGCCUGUCUGCUGCUCAGUAAAACACAGUGGUUGGGUGGGCAGCACGUUUAGAUUGGUGUCACAUAUAGGAAACCCCAAAAUGGCCAAUAUUCUCAUUAUUAUAGUGUUGUAUUCACAGGCUUGGAGAAAGCGACUGGCAGAAAGGCAAGGAGGCCGGGAUUAGUGCUAAAACAGUUAUGAAAAAUACCAAUUUUUUUUUCUUAUUUUAUAGAUUUCGUAUAAAAUAAAAGUGAUAACAUUUCAUAAUAAUGGGGAGAACCUGGCCAUGUUGGAGUUUCAAACACAUUGGUCUUGAUCACGACCAUUUUUACCGCAAUGUUCUUCACUGAAUAUUGGACCUACAAUAAUUUGAUGUGGACUGAGGUUCGAGUUUGUUACUCUACAUGCUUCUAACGGUUGCAUCAUAUUUGAAAUUGAUUCAUUUUUGCCUUACGGGAGCAGUGCGAAAGCUUUAGGUUGAACUGGUGAAAGCCACAUCCUCGGUUACUCUGCCGAAACCCUUUAUUACAUGUAGUCUGUUUUUAUGUCCUGUGUUGGGUUGCCUUUCCUGUCUGACGGCUCAUACGCCACUGAACACAGUCUGAUGUCGGGGAGAAACUCUGCUCCCUGCUGCAGCACACAUGCAACUGCACACACAGCUUUGUAAACACUUACCCGUGUUCCUCAGUCAGCCCUCGAUAUUACACUCUAGCUCUGUGUCCUAAAUGACUUGUCCGUGUAUAGUGAGCUACUUCAGCCACAUCAGGAUCACAUCUGGUACGUUAUGCAUUUAUUCCCAAUUCUGCUGCUUGUGACAACAAUAUCAAACACUGAUCAAAGUGCACUAUCUUGCAGAGGUUAUGGGUCAUAUUUAAAAGCCCCUGAUAUAACCAGUAUUUACUGUCUGAUGUACUACUGUACCAUUACAACUGUAUGCAACUACCAGUGGCAUGUUAGUCAUGUAAACUCUAAUCUGUGUUCAGAGCUGGGAAACACAUGCCAGAGGGCCUAAUCAAACACAGACUCUCCAUGUUGUACCAAAGUGAGUAUUUUUUACAGCAAAGCUGUGCUCUUUGUGUAUCUGUGGGGUUCUUACGAUUGGUGUAACCUUAAAUACCCCCAUGUAUGUUGUGUGGGUGUGAUAUGUGUGUGUGCACACUGAUCAUUGUGAAAGAAUGUAUAUAAGGGUGUGUGUGUUGUGCAUACGUGUGUGUGAAUGUGACAGUGUGUUUCAACUGUCUCUCCUUGUGUCUCUGUCCGAUUGGGGUUUGGAUUUCUCUUGUUAUGCACUGCAUGAUAUUGCUGUUAUGAUUUGCACUUUAAUGAGUAUUUAUUGAAAAACAAUAAACAUAUAAAAGGAAAACA